Messenger RNA from Saccostrea echinata, 3414 nucleotides. Its product is annotated as patched domain-containing protein 3-like. Lineage: Eukaryota; Metazoa; Mollusca; Bivalvia; Ostreida; Ostreidae. Bases 278 to 2917 code for a protein of 879 amino acids. Gene Ontology annotation, cellular component: membrane. The transcript is spliced from 4 exons. The record is from RefSeq and is a predicted model, not a curated record.
UGAAGGUGACGCGCCUUGUCACAAUUACCCGUCAUGGGCGGCGGGACGCCUUCUUUUAUAGCCUUGGGGUCUUAUUACGCGACAUGCGGUAAUGGUGUUUGAAUAACGCCAAAAUAAACAGCGAGACGCCUUCUUAUCGGUGGGGGUGAUCCGAGGUUAAGGCCAUACCGGACAUUGCCGGACGCCGAACUGAAAGCUCAAGUAUCCAUGAAGGAAGUACAGAGGGAUUUCACGAUAUAGGAUGUGAUUUUCUGGCAAACAGAAUCUUAUUUUUACCAUGUCGUCCAUGUGUUUCUCUCGAUGCUACACUGCACAUGACCGGAAGAUCGCCCGAUUAUUUGGACGUUACGGUCGACUGAUUGCGCGGCAUCCAUGGAUUUUCAUCAUCUGCUCCAUCAUUUUAAACCUUUUACUCGGGAUCGGCCUUCUUCGACUGGAGUUUGAAAACGACCUGGAGACGCAAUACCUACCAGAAAAUAAUCAGGCCUCUAAAGAUCGCGAUAUUGUGAGGAGCGUGUUUGAAUCAUCCAAUCAUGAAAACUAUCAAAUCCAUUCAUUGGCAGACGUCGGUUAUUUUGCCGAAGUUAUCAUUCGUUCAAAGAAUGGCGGGAAUGUAUUCGAUGCUAACGCACAUCGCGAGGUGCAGAAAAUUCACAACCUUAUUACAAAGAACGUAUUAAUUGUAGACCAGUCAAACAAGAAUUCGUCAUAUGAAUCUCUCUGCGCAAAAAGCAAUAAUAAAUGUGUUAUUUUCGGAGAGGAACUUCUCUCUGCAGAAUUUAUCAGAAAUUUGCAAAAUAAAAAUGUGACCUAUCCUGUGUACAAGGAAACAGUUCUGUUGUCCGCCAUGUUAGGAAAGGUGGUAACUGAUGGUGAUCGCCUAGUUUCAGCAGGCAUGUUAAAACUACGAUAUUACCUCCAGAAGCAUCCAUUAGAGCAGGGUCAUCUAUCAGAGAGAUGGGUCAAAGAAUUUGUGACUUUCAUACAGAGUACGCGGACAAAUUAUACAGAACUGGCCUAUACCUAUCACAGUGCUUUGGACGACGAGGUAACCAAAAGCUCCAUGGCUGAGGCUCAUCUGUUCAUGAUCACAGUGGGUCUCAUGGUGGUCUAUGCAUCCAUAACAACUGCCGGAAGACGCGUUGAUUGUGUUUACGAUCGGCAGAAUUUGGGACGCGUUGGCGUCUUCUGUGCGAUUCUCUCUAUGGUCCCUGCGGCGGGGAUAGCUAGCGCCUGUGGGAUGAAGUUCAUGAAUUCUGUUGGAGUCAUGCCUUUCUUGAUUAUAGGCAUUGGCAUCAAUGAUAUGUUUAUCAUCGUCUCUGGGCAUGCGCAGACUAUAGGACAGGAGAUGUCACUGGAGGAGAGAAUGGACCGCACUCUGAGGACCAGCGGACUGGCAAUCACAGUCACCUCCCUUACUGAUCUACUCACGUUCUUCAUUGGCUACACAUCUGUGUUUGUCACCAUCCAAAACUUCUGUAUAUAUACAGGUCUUGCUGUUUUCUUCUGCUACGUCAACCAGCUCACCAUUUUAGCGCCAUCUAUUGUCAUUCACCAGCAGAAGAUGGAUGCUGCGAAGCAUUCCGUGACGUGUAGAUCUACAAAACCCCGAGCACAGCUCCGAAGCGAGGGCUUCUCGGCGUGUUACGUCACUUGUUGCUCUGGAGAGAAGCCAACGUCACGAGCUGAUGUUGAAAGCUUGCUCGAGAUUUAUCCAAAACGUUUCGUUCAGUUCCUGGCUCGCCACAAUGCCUCUCGUGUGGUUGUUUUCAUUCUGUACCUGGGAUAUAUUGCUCUUUCUGUAUGGGGUGUUACAUCACUAAAGCAGGGCUUCAGAUUUUCAGAUUUGGCUUUGGAAAGUUCCGACUAUUACAAAGCUAGCACUUGGGAUUUCGAAAAUUUCCGAUGGGAAAUUCCACUUCAAAUUGUAUUCAAAGAUCCGGUAGAUUAUCAAAACGAAGAAAUGCGGCAGCAAAUAUUUAAAUUCCUUAAUAAACUUAAAAUGGAACCUCUUAUCAAAGAUAACCUAGAAAUAAAUUGGUUAUCGACAUAUAUUACAGUUGUGGGAAAUGGUACUUUUGGAGACAAAUUUACGUCUUUAAGACAUUUCUUAAAUGAAACAAGAAUUUUUAAGGGUGAUGUGAUAUUUUCACCAGGCUUUACAAACAUAAACUACUCAAGGUUUUACUUGUUUUCGGAGAAUUUAAGGACGAGUGACGUUCAGGGACAAUUUCUCCUCCGAAUUAGAGAGCUUGAGCAAUCAUCCAGACUACCGUGUUUUAUCUACUCACCACUCUUUGUUUUCUUUGAACAGUAUGCCAUCGUGGUAAGAAGCACGCUACAGACAGUUGGUGUUGCAGUAGCCGCCAUGUUUUUAGUUGCGUGUUUUUUCAUGCCGCACCCUCUUAUUAUAACUUUUGUGUCCAUCUCCCUUGUGUCAAUUCUUCUGGGAGUGUUCGGAUUUCUCCCGUUCUGGGGUCUUAACAUCAGCUCUGUCACAAUGAUCGAACUCAUCAUAUCUGUGGGAUUCUCUGUGGAUUUCAGCGCGCAUCUUUGUCACGCAUAUCUAACGUCACAAUCACGUGAGCGAAAGGGGCGUGUUCAGGAUGCACUUGAAUUGGCAGGCGGUCCUGUUAUAAAUGGAGCGCUGUCAACAAUUAUUGGCCUUGUGAUGUUGAAUUUCUCUGAGAGUUUUAUUUUUCAGUCGUUUUUCAAGGUGUUAUUCAUGGUGAUUGUGUUUGGACUUAUUCAUGCCGUACUCAUUCUACCAACUUUCCUCUCUGUCAUCGGACCAAAGGUCAGAAUAUUAUCAGAUACCAAACCCGACCCCAAAAUAAAAUCAGAUGUUUAUAAUGGUGUAAAUCAAGAUGUUUAUAAUGGCGCGAAUCUUCCUCUUGUUUGUGAAGAAAAUAUUUAACUGCAAAUAUCAUAAUAAAAGACUUAAGCAAAGUAUGAAAUACCUGGUUGACGGAAUAGAGUCUGAUGACUGAGAGGAGAGCAACAGGGACCGAGAGAUAAAAUACCCAAGUCGUGUGAAAAAUUUUAUCCCUCGAACGUGAAACACAUACGAAGCCUUGUCACCUUGACUGCUCUUUUGUUGGAUUUUAAGCGUCUUUUGGACAGUGUAAGACGUACAUGAUUAGGCCUAUUAUUUGAUAAUGUUUCCUCUGAAUCAAGUGGAUGAAUCUGUCUAAUGUAGGCGCGGAGCGCGUAAUGGUUAUUUAAAAGCUUGAAAGUUGUAUUAAAUAUCGGCAUUUGAUAGCUUGCUUAUUACAUCAGGAAAUAUUUUAUAUCGUAGAGUGGCCUUGGUGUAUCAAAUACACAACCUGUACAAAUCCACAACAUACCUGGGCUCCUGAGGCUCAUAUUUGGAAUAUUUCUACUUUUAAAAUAAAAAAAAAACCUAUGGUUUUA